Molecule: messenger RNA, 684 nt
Organism: Trichomonas vaginalis G3
Lineage: Eukaryota; Parabasalia; Trichomonadida; Trichomonadidae
Product: zinc ion binding protein family
Exons: 1
Coding region: 1-684 (227 amino acids)
Source: RefSeq, a predicted model, not a curated record
AUGAACAUUUUAUGUUAUUAUCGUGAUUGCACAGAAGAAGAUGCUGCAAAAAUGUAUAAAGAGCACAUUAUUGAUAAAAUUCAAGAUCAAUUGGAAUUUAAUCAAUACUUUACACGUCAGUGGGACAUUCAUAAACAACAGUGGAUAGCCGCUGCCAGACCAAAUGAAUUAACCGUUGUGAAUAACGUUUCUGAAUCUUUAUUUAAAAAGAUAAAAUAUCACGAUUUUGGCUGCGUUAAAAAUCAAAGAAUUGAUGUUUUUGUCAAAAAUCUUUUAGAAGAAGUUGCACCCAAUUACUUUUAUCGUAUUAAAAACGAUUUACUUCAAACAGGUUUUAUUCCUUCAAUUAGAAUUCGCGAGCCUCGAUUGACAGAUUAUAAAACAAAAUUGAAAAGAGAAGUUCAAUCACGUUUAUACCAAGUAUUAAAUUUUGUUCAGAAUCAAGAAGCCAAUUUGAAUCCAUUAAGAUUUUUAUUGGAAAAUGCUGAAGAAAAACUUUCUCAAAUAAAUGAGAAGAUACAAAAUUCAAUUACAUAUUUAAGAUCGUUUGAAAUUCCAAAUGAAUUGUUAGAUACGUAUAUGUUAGAAAUUAAUGAAUUUUGUUAUAAUUCUCCAGAUUAUAUUUUAGAACAUUUCGAAGAAUUUUUGGAGGAUUUCAAAGAAAAGAAUAAUUUAAUAGACUAA